AUGGGCGGCCUACAGGGUGAGACAAACAGAGACAGAGCACUCUGCGGCCGGUCCUCGUCUGGAUCGCUAUUACCUAGAAGAGCCUCCGCCGAGGUGGCGGCAAGCCACGGGAGGGGGAGCGAGGAGUCGCGUGACGAAGACGCUCUCGUUCCCAGUUUCGGUGGCGUGCGACACCAGUCUACGAAGAUAACAGACAAAGGGGCGGCCGACACCCUCUCGUGUUCCCAGGAUAUAUGUUCGAAUUUGAAAGCCCUCGCUUUCGGUGCUCCGCUGCCUUUUAGCGAGGAUUUGAGACGCCAAUGGGAGCUUGCUUCUGAUUCUGCAUUUGAACGUGGCGGGCCGUCGAAGCCAGUCUCCCGCGUGGCACACGACUCCGACGACAGGGGUGAAGCAGAGAAAGGGGGCUACAGCGGCGGUUGGCAGCAGCACCAGCCGCGUAGAAGGGCGGAGGAAGGCAAGGGGGCGUGUAGGGAGCCAGCGUCAGCCCUAGGAGUUGAACCACAGCAAAGCCCCGCUCCAGAGCUGAAAAAAAGCGAGUCUACCUUGCUUGAGGAUACCCUUCCACUAGGAACGAGUGCAGUCGAUUUUUCAAGGGAAGCCUCAAUACCUUCCGCAAAACAAGAGAGCAUGACAUCCUGUGGUCAAAGCGUCACAGAGAACACUCAUUUGAAGGGAAGAUCCCAGCCAGCUUCUGGCGUUGUGGCCGAGGGGGCAUGCAGUAAAGGCAUUACUGAUUGCGAGAUGGCUGCAGGGAAUACAGGAGAAGCCGAGAAACACACGAUGGAGGAUACUCGUGAAGGGGAUGGCCUGGCGCCGGGCUUGCGGCAGCAGACGGCGCUGGUGGGGGGCCAUCCCAAGGCUGAGCCCUCAUGUACUACCUCGGGCGUGACUCCAAACGAAAAUGCAGGUGACCUGAGCACCCCAGCUGAUGAGCGGCGGGCAUCGACGGGUGGAGACAGCACUCGCAGGGCCGGAGGUGGACAGGAGGACGAUGCUGAGGGAGUGCAGUCUGCAGAUUGUGGACGAAGAGAGAGCGGCGGUAGCUCCAGUGGUAAUCCGAUCCGCCUCGUGAGGGCUUAUUCGCAGUACUACAAAACAAAGAUGUGCUUGUACGUCGUGCAAGGGCGAGUCUGUGCCCGUGGGAGCAAAUGCGUGUAUGCGCACAGCGAAGAUGAGCUACGAGAGCCGCCCAACCUAGAGAAGACGCGGCUCUGCCCCGCCUUCAAGCAGACGGGCAGCUGUACCAACCAAGAGACCUGCGCCUACGCGCAUAGCUCGGCUGAACUUCGCCACACUGUUACUGUGUUCAAAACGAAAAUAUGUCACAUGUGGAACAAAGGAAAGUGCGGAGCAGGUACUGCAUGCCGCCACGCCCAUGGCCUAGAAGAGCUGAAACGUCAUAGGCAACGGAGCCAACAAGAGCUCGUGGCGCUUUCACGAGGAGGGAACCUCCAGCCGGAGUCCAAGGCCGUGGAGGAUGGUGCGUGGCACAGUAGCCAUAUCCGCCACCAAACUGAGGAGACGACGGCGAAACAGGUUGGAGACCAGAAACAGGUUUUUCCGGAGGUGGAGAGCAUGUGCGACGCCAGCGGUAGUGUCCAUGGAGUGGGAGACACCAAGGAUGCAAAGGCGGAGCCGAGAGAAGAUCACCUCUCCGGUCACAUAGAGGCAGAGGGUGGCCACCGCCUGCCUCAGAGGCAGACUCAGGCGGCGGAUCAAUCUCCGGCACCGAAAGAGCGCAGAUCCCGGGGAGGUCGUCGAGCACAUGCUGCAGGGGUUGAAGCAGCGGGACUCGCAGGUGGGCGGCAGCUUGCCGAUGUUGUGACAGACCAGGAGAAGGGUUUCCUUGUAACCGAUGCUUGUCCAGAGAGCGGGGCAAGUGAAAGAGCAACGCAGUGCCCCACUGCUGCUCAAGGAAAAGAGCAACAUCACUCAGAGUGCGUUCCUGGGGGUCUCGAUCGCGAAAAAGUUCACUCAGGCCACCGAUCCGGCCAUACUUCUCCGGGAUGUGUCUCAGAUCGCGGGAGACAAUCUCCUGCACUGUCCUCGGAGUGCAAAGCGGCAGUGUCUCGAUACUGUCAACCGCGGCCGCGAAACCGCAAGAAAGGAGUCGGGGCGGUUGACUCGUCGGGACGUGCAGAGACCUCAGAAGGUGGGAUGGGGCAGCUUGAUUUUGCGUCGUGGAUUGGCGAGCAGCUGAUUCUUGCAGGGGCUGCGCGUGAUCCAGGCUAUGCGGUGCCAGCACCGCUCACUUCGGAAGCAAGGCUUCCACAGGCUCGUUUACCUGCUCCCCAAACUAUCCGCUCUCCCCCGCGUACAUCACAGCCUGCGGCGACGUGGCAGAUGCCGGAGUACACAGAUCAGCCGAAUCGCACUGUCUGGCAAAGCAGCGGGGUCAGGAGACGGGAUCAGUGGGAUGAGACGACUGAGCAAGUUCCAGCUGCCUUGGCGCAAUAUCUGUCCGCAUUGUUGGCGUCCCGGACGACGGGAUUUCCUCAGCGCCAAGAGCCGAGCUCACCCGCCGUAUCCGAUGUGGCUUCUGCAGCAUAUGGGGUGGUUCGAGGCAUUUCCGCGAUGGCAGUGGAUCCCCCCAGGGCCGUUUUUCCCCAUGCUGGAUCGGACGGGAACGCCUUGCAAGGAUCGACCUGCGAAAGGCAAGCAGGUUCGCGCGUCUGCGCGAAUUUCGGAUCCGUGCCGCCUGCAAGCCAGGGGGGCCACGGCCAUCAGCCAAGUGCUUCGCUAUACGAUCCAACACCGGAGCAGGGCUCCGCCCUCAUUGAGCUCCUGCUUGGAUUUGCUGCAAGAGGCGUUUCCGCAGAUUCCACACAGGGGGCGGCUUCUAUCGCCGAGUCUCGAAUAGAGCAGCCUCACCAUGACCUGCAACAUCGAGAAACAGGCGCCUUACCACCGGUACACAGCUACGGCACACCACGCUCGCCGGAAAACUGGGGGAGUGUGCAGUCCGCGUUGACGGCAUUCCAACCAACGCACCGUGACCCGUGGGGUGCCGCCGAUAUGGCAGGAGUGGCCUCUGCUCCGGCGUUCCCCCCCUCAGGCCCUGCAGUAGCAGAAAUCCUGGAGCUGCUUAUGGAGCAACAGUCUCGCUCUCAAGGGGUAUCGCAGUCGGCGAUGGAACUACUGUCCCGCGAGUCAGUACUGUUUCCCCCUUCAGAUGGAGGAGGGUUUGCGAGAGUGACAGGUUUCGAUGCACCAAGUGCUCCGGAUGGUGUAUCAGGGGCAGAUGAAAGUGGGAACUGCGUGGCUCCAGGUCCGCGAGGGCGAAUGAUGAGAGGAGACCAGCCUUCGCCUGAGUAUUUUCCUCCCUCUGUCGCUCCAUCGAUGCCCUCACGAACUGCCGGUGGGAACGGGCUACCGGAAUAUCCUAUGGUGGGCUUACCCCGGGUGGAGUCUUUUGCUCCACAAGGGCGUCUUUCAACGGCAAAGCUUCCCGUACCUCACCCAUCAGUGGCGCGCGACGGGUUCUAUCGUGGCUCAUCUCCGGCAGCAGGGGCCUACUUUUCAGAACCGCCACAUGUUAGACGCCUUGCAGUCGUUGCUGAGCAGGGUCUCUCGUCUGCUACGGCUCCAAUGCCAUUCAGACUCAGUGCCCAGGGAAGCCACGACGCCCGCACGGACACCCGAGGACCUCCCGGCCUGUCAAGGGGAAUUGGCCUGGGGGGACCGGGUGGCAGCACCGACCAGGCGCCUGCGGGCGCAUACUCAUCUUUCUUGGGGAGCAUCUGUCUGCCUGAUAGUUCUGGGAGGCCCCACACUACCAGGCCUCCUGAGAAGGGUCCAUGA
Besnoitia besnoiti is the source of this 3801-nucleotide messenger RNA. Its product is annotated as zinc finger (CCCH type) motif-containing protein. Lineage: Eukaryota; Apicomplexa; Conoidasida; Eucoccidiorida; Sarcocystidae. Gene Ontology annotation, molecular function: metal ion binding; mRNA binding. The coding region runs from base 1 to 3801 and encodes 1266 amino acids. The record is from RefSeq and is a predicted model, not a curated record. The transcript has 3 exons.